Messenger RNA from Beta vulgaris subsp. vulgaris (sugar beet), 2765 nucleotides. Its product is annotated as 5-methyltetrahydropteroyltriglutamate--homocysteine methyltransferase. NCBI's taxonomy places the organism in Eukaryota, Viridiplantae, Streptophyta, Magnoliopsida, Caryophyllales, Amaranthaceae. The record is from RefSeq and is a predicted model, not a curated record. Gene Ontology annotation, molecular function: zinc ion binding; 5-methyltetrahydropteroyltriglutamate-homocysteine S-methyltransferase activity.
CCCCAGAAUUCCCACCACCUUCAUCACUCACUGGGUCUAUAAAUACCCCAAACACUCACUACCAAUUUGCUCGCCUUCUCCCAUUCUCUCUCUAUCUCUGCUUGUUGGUUGGAACCGAUUAAUUCCAAGGACUCUCCCAUGGCUUCCGGUUCCUCCUCAAGUGAAAUGGCAUCUCACAUUGUUGGAUAUCCCCGUAUGGGACCAAAGAGAGAGCUCAAGUUUGCUCUUGAAUCUUUCUGGGAUGGUAAAAGCAGUGCUGAUGAUUUGAAAAAGGUGUCUGCUGAUCUUAGAUCAUCCAUCUGGAAGCAGAUGUCUGAUGCUGGUAUCAAGUACAUUCCCAGCAACACCUUUGCUUACUACGAUCAGGUUCUUGACACCACCGCUAUGCUUGGUGCUGUUCCCCCAAGAUACGGGUGGACUGGUGGUGAGAUUGAGUUCGAUGUCUACUUUUCAAUGGCCAGAGGAAAUGCCACUGUGCCUGCUAUGGAAAUGACCAAGUGGUUUGACACCAACUACCAUUACAUUGUUCCUGAGUUGGGCCCAGAUGUAAAGUUCUCGUACGCUUCUCACAAGGCUGUGAACGAAUACAAGGAGGCCAAGGCUCUCGGAGUGGACACUGUUCCAGUUCUGGUAGGACCAGUCUCCUACCUUUUGUUGUCCAAGCCUGCGAAGGGUGUUGAGAAAUCAUUCAACUUACUAUCUCUUCUUCCCAAAAUCCUUGCAAUCUACAAGGAAGUUGUCACUGAACUUAAGGCAGCUGGUGCUUCAUGUAUUCAAUUUGAUGAGCCUCUGCUCGUGAUGGAUCUCGAUUCUCACAAACUGCAGGCCUUUACCGAUGCUUACGCUGAACUAGAAUCUACUUUGUCUUUGAAUGUUAUUGUUGAGACUUACUUUGCUGAUGUUACCCCUGAGGCAUACAAGACCCUUAUCUCUUUGAAGGGUGUCACUGGAUUUGGGUUUGAUUUGAUUCGUGGAACACAGUCUCUAGAAUUGAUUAAGGGUGGAUUUCCCUCAGACAAAUACCUAUUUGCUGGGGUGGUUGAUGGAAGGAACAUUUGGGCCAACGAUCUUGCUGCUUCCCUUGCUUUGCUACAGAGUCUUCAGGGCCUUGUUGGAAAGGACAAGCUAGUGGUCUCCACUUCUUGCUCACUUCUUCACACUGCUGUCGAUCUUGUUAACGAGACUAAGCUUGAUGAUGAAAUCAAGUCAUGGCUUGCAUUUGCUGCCCAGAAGGUUGUAGAAGUUAAUGCUUUGGCCAAGGCUUUGUCUGGUCAAAAGGAUGAGGCUUUCUUCUCUGCCAAUGCUGCUGCUCAGGCCUCAAGGAAGUCCUCUCCAAGGGUUAACAAUGAAGCUGUCCAAAAGGCUGCUGCUGGAUUGAAGGGUUCUGACCAUCGCCGUGCAACAAAUGUUAGUGCUAGACUUGAUGCUCAGCAGAAGAAGCUUAACCUUCCUAUUCUUCCCACCACAACCAUUGGCUCCUUCCCACAAACUGUGGAGCUUAGGAGGGUGCGUCGUGAAUACAAGGCCAAGAAGAUUUCCGAGGAAGAGUAUGUCAAGGCCAUCAAGGAGGAGAUCAACAAGGUUGUAAAGCUCCAAGAAGAACUUGACAUUGAUGUUCUCGUUCACGGAGAGCCUGAGAGGAACGAUAUGGUUGAGUACUUCGGAGAGCAGUUGUCUGGUUUUGCCUUCACAGUAAAUGGGUGGGUGCAAUCUUACGGAUCUCGCUGUGUGAAGCCACCAAUUAUCUAUGGUGAUGUCAGCCGCCCCAACCCAAUGACUGUGUUCUGGUCAUCCGCUGCUCAAAGCAUGACUUCCCGCCCAAUGAAGGGUAUGCUUACAGGACCUGUUACCAUCCUCAACUGGUCCUUUGUCCGAAAUGACCAACCCAGGCAUGAGACUUGCUACCAGAUUGCUCUUGCCAUCAAGGAUGAGGUGGAGGAUCUUGAGAAGGCUGGAAUCAAUGUUAUCCAGAUUGAUGAGGCUGCACUUAGAGAAGGAUUGCCACUCAGGAAGUCUGAGCACGGGUUCUACUUGAAGUGGGCUGUCCACUCCUUCAGGAUCACCAAUGUUGGUGUGCAAGAUACUUGCCAGAUCCACACCCACAUGUGCUACUCUAACUUCAAUGACAUCAUUCACUCUAUCAUUGACAUGGAUGCUGAUGUCAUCACCAUUGAGAACUCUCGUUCUGACGAGAAGCUUCUCUCAGUUUUCCGUGAGGGAGUUAAGUACGGUGCUGGUAUUGGCCCUGGUGUCUACGACAUUCACUCCCCAAGGAUCCCACCCACUGAGGAAAUUGCUGAUCGCAUCAGGAAAAUGCUUGCAGUUUUGGAGUCCAACGUUUUGUGGGUGAACCCUGAUUGUGGUCUCAAGACCCGUAAGUAUGGUGAGGUUCAGCCAGCCUUGUUGAACAUGGUUGCUGCUGCCAAGCAGCUCCGCCAAGAGCUUGCCAGUGCCAAGUGAAGGGUUGUAUGAUGGUGGAGAGAACAUGCACAAGCUUAGUUUGUUGGGUUCAUACAUGAUAUUGAUAUUGGCUUUCGGUUUUGCAAUAAUCGACUUAGAAAGUAGCUGUGAGUUUUAGUAUGUGGCUCCUUUGAGGAAGCCUUGUUUAGUUUUGUUCCUGGUUUUGGAUUUUUUAGUUUUCGAUUUUUUCUUUCUCUCAACCUUAUGAGUUCCGUCUCUCAUUGGUUGUCAAUGAGAUUUGAGGACUCGUUGUGUACCUUUACGUCUGAAAAUUUCAAGGAAUGCAUCAAUAUGCCUUUAUUGGA